Messenger RNA from Aspergillus heteromorphus CBS 117.55, 1836 nucleotides. RefSeq names its product carotenoid oxygenase family protein. The record is from RefSeq and is a predicted model, not a curated record. NCBI's taxonomy places the organism in Eukaryota, Fungi, Ascomycota, Eurotiomycetes, Eurotiales, Aspergillaceae. The transcript has 2 exons. Gene Ontology annotation, molecular function: carotenoid dioxygenase activity. Bases 1 to 1719 code for a protein of 572 amino acids. Gene Ontology annotation, biological process: carotene catabolic process.
AUGCAAGAAGCAAAGACCAACACCUUGCAAGACACUACCAGGGAAGACCACUACAACAACUGGCCCAACGUCCGAGGAUUUGACGCCAACUACGAGCAAAAAGCCCCCGUCGAGCUCACUGUCAAAGGGCAAAUCCCCGCAUACGCAGCUGGAAUUCUCUACCGCACCGGACCAGGAAGAUAUAAGGUCGAUGCUGAGAACGGCGAGACACUUUCCCUCACGCACUGGUUCGAUGGGUUUAGCGAAACGCACCGAUUCCAACUGGUGGCGCCAGACGAGAAUGAGACACACCCACACGCCUCGAUGCGCGUCUUCUACAACUCUCGCUUCUCGACCGACGACAUGAUCGAAAACGCGAGACAGACCGGCAAGGUGAAAGGAACAGGCUUCGGACAGAAACGAGACCCCUGCCAGACGGUGUAUCACAAAGUCCAAACCGACUUCGAGCCCGUGGCACCUCCGACCCCUUCGUCGGUCAACGUUGGUGUCACCCUGAGCAUCAACAUGCCAGGACUCGCUACCGAUCGACCCAAUUGUAUUAGUAGGAGUCGUUGGGAUACUUCCGCCGGCAUCAAGACGUUGACCGCAAAGACCGACCACAACGUCUACAAACACCUCGACCCCGAGACCCUGGAGCCGAUCAGCCUUUCGAGACAACAGGACCUCCAUCCAGGCCUGACUGGCACGAUGACGGCCUCGCACGCCCGCUCCGACCCUAAUACCGGCGACGUGUUCAACUACAACCUCACCGUCGGCAGUUCCACCUCUACCUAUCGCGUCUUCCGUGUUUCGGCCUCGACCGGUGCAACCUCCAUCCUGGCCUCCUUCCCAGGAACUCCCGCCUACCUGCACUCGCUCUUCCUGACAGGGGACUUCGUCGUGCUGUGCGUCUGGAACGCCCACGUCGCCCACCGCGACUACUUGGCAACCACCAGCCUCCUCGACUCCAUCCAGCCCUUUGACGCCUCCAAGCCCGCCACCUGGUACAUCGUAGACCGCAAGUCCGACAGGGGUCUCAUCGCCACCUACGAAAGCCCGGCCUUCUUCUCCUUCCACGCCAUCAACGCAUGGCAGGAGACCACCGCCGACGGCAAGACAGAUAUCGUCGCCGACCUGAUCAUGUUCGACAGCCUCGACUUCAUCCACUCCCUGUACUACAACACUCUUCUCUCCGAUUCCCCCGCCGCAAAGGCCGUCCGGACCGGGAGAACAGACUCCACGCGCUCCACCAUCGCCCGGUUCCGUCUCCCUGCUGUGCCUACCACCUCCACCCCAACACCAACUUCAACUUCCGAACCCCUGACCGCAACACUCGAAUCAUCUCUCUGCAAGUCCCUCUCGCCGGAACUCCCAACCCUGAACCCGAAAUACGUCACCCGCAAGCACCGCUACGUGUACACCGUGUCAGACCGCGGCGAGUCGACGUUCUUUGACGGUAUCAUGAAAUUCGACACCGAGACCCAGGAGGCUCUUCUUUGGGCUCAUCAUGCCCAGUCCCCCGGGGAGCCAAUCUUCGUCGCGGACCCCGAUGCCACCAGUGAGGAUGAUGGCGUGCUGCUGAGUGUUGUCCUGGAUGGACUGACCGGGAAGAGCUAUCUCCUCUGCCUGUAUGCCCGUAAUCUGGUUGAGUUGGGCAGAGCGAGUGUCGAUGGGCCUGUUGCGUUCGGGUUUCAUGGUCAGCAUGUUCCUGUUCGUGGGACUCCUACUGGUGAUUAUUAGGUGGUCUUUGGAGUAUCGUCUGCAAUGUGGGGAUUUGUUUUGCAGUCCGUGCUGAUUUUGUGUUUCUUGCUUCCUUUGGUGAUUCUGUUCCACUGUAUCUAUUGCUUUCUGUUCCGG